Messenger RNA from Mauremys reevesii (Reeves's turtle), 3967 nucleotides. RefSeq names its product sodium/hydrogen exchanger 2-like. Lineage: Eukaryota; Metazoa; Chordata; Testudines; Geoemydidae. Gene Ontology annotation, biological process: proton transmembrane transport; sodium ion transport; regulation of pH. The coding region runs from base 165 to 2039 and encodes 624 amino acids. Gene Ontology annotation, molecular function: sodium:proton antiporter activity. Gene Ontology annotation, cellular component: membrane. The record is from RefSeq and is a predicted model, not a curated record. The transcript has 13 exons.
UCUAAAAUUACCUGCCUCUCAGUGGUGUGGAGAGACUUAGUAGUGCUGGAGGUGCACUUUGAAAACCUCAGGUAAAAGGUGUGUAAUGAGGGGGUGUGGUCUCCCUCCCUGAUGGAGCGGGAGAGAGCCGCGAUCGCCCUCUGGUGAGCAGAGCCGGGACACCCAUGACCGCCCUGCCGGAAGCAGAGGGAUGGGACAGGAACUGGAAAUAUAAAAGUCAGGCCCUCCAGCUCAGUUGGAGCAGAAUUGCCAGAGGAGCAGGAUGUCUCCCCUCUGUUGCUGGAGCUCAGACCCGAUGGAGGCCACUACAGUGCCAGAGACCUGGAGGGACUGCUGGAGCUGCCAGGCACCGGGGACAGCGAGGAGCUGUUGGGCUGCCACUAGCCGUUUACCCCAGCAAGAGGAACGAUGACCCUGGAACGCAGGAUAUAUCGUUGCUCCAUAAUCUCUGGUUUGGCAGUCUGAUUGCUGCAGUGGAUCCUGUAGCCGUGUUAUCUGUGUUUGAAGAGAUACAUGUCAAUGAAAAGCUUCACAUUUUGGUUUUUGGAGAAUCGCUCCUAAAUGAUGCAGUUUCAGUGGUGCUGUACAAGCUAUUUAGAUCCUUUUGUGAAAUGUCAACAAUCAAAACUGUGGAUGUGUUUGCAGGAAUUGGGAAAUUUUUUGUGGUUGGAAUAGGAGGGGUCUUGGUAGGCCUUUUAUUCGGGAUGAUUGCUGCCUUUACCACACGAUUUACCAAGAAUAUCCGUGUAAUUGAACCCCUCUUUGUUUUCCUGUACAGUUACCUAUCCUAUCUCACUGCAGAAAUGUUUCACCUCUCUGGUAUUGUGGCUAUUAUUGCUUGUGCCAUGGGCAUGAAACGUUACGUGGAGGCGAAUAUCUCUCUAAAAUCUCACACUACAAUCAAAUACUUUAUGAAGAUGUGGAGCAGUGUUAGUGAUACCCUUAUCUUCAUCUUUCUUGGGGUCUCUACCAUUGGAGACAACCAUGAAUGGAGUUGGUCUUAUAUUUGCUUUACCGUCAUUUUCUGUCUUAUUUGGAGAGCACUAGGGGUUCUUGUAUUGACUUUCUUCGUGAACAGAUUACAUGUGAACACUGUUACCAGCAAGGAUCAGUUCAUUAUAGCAUAUGGGGGUCUUAGAGGCGCCAUCUGUUUCUCUCUGGUUUUCUUGCUCCCUGACUUCCCUAGAAAGAAACUCUUCAUUGCAGCCACAACUGUACUUAUUCUCUUCACUGUCUUUGUACAGGGAAUGACCAUCCGUCCUCUCGUUGACUUAUUAGAUGUGAAGAGGAAAAGAGAAAGUGCACCCACGGUGGGGGAACAGAUUCAUAUCCGGUUCUUGGAUCAUUUGCUCGCUGGCAUAGAAGAUAUAUCUGGACACUGGGGACAGUAUUACUGGAAAGACAAACUGGAAUAUUUUAACAGCAAGUAUCUUCAGAAGUUCCUACUCCGAGAGUAUGACCAGCCAAAAUCAAGUAUUGUGCUGCUCUACGAAAAGCUAGAGAGGAAACAUGCCAUUGAGUUAGUAGAAGCAGGGCAGUUAAUUCAUGAGCCGUCCCAUUCAUCUUUGCUAGGCAGCCACAGGUCUGCCGUAAUGGCCAAAGAAUCGGACUCUCUGAAUCCAGAUGUGCUGGAAAAUAUACAGAAAAUAUUGGCGAGGAACCUAUACAAAAUAAGGAGAACAGUGCCAGCAUAUAACAGGCAUACGCUUCCUGGAGAGAGUGGGACAGCAGAGGAGGCAAAGGAGAUCCUGAUUCUCAGACACAGGAGCCUUCGAAUCCAUAUGAACAGAAGUGACUCUGGUCACUCUAGAAAGGAGAAGGAUGACUCCUAUUCUGCACAUCAUGGACCUGACACAAAGCCUAAAUUGCACCGGUCCUUAACUGUAGGGGAUGCAGAAAAAGUACCAGGUAUGAAAUGCAACCGAUCAAAGUCUAUGACCUUCAGCUCCCCUCUACAGCCUGGCAGCACUGAAUUGGUUAAUGAAGAAGAAACAGGAAAAGGAUCACAUGCAGAAAUAGAAAUAUACACAAAGGAGUGAUAGAGAGCGAAAGAAGUUUGCUGGACUGAGGUUCUCUUGCCCACAGCCACUGCACGUCUGCUGAGAACAGACUCAAAAACCUGCUCAAGGUGAAAUGAGAACUAAUCCAAGUGUUUGUCCGUGCCAUGAAGCAAACCUGGACUAUUCCCCUGAGAGAAGUCUCCCACCUCUUUCUUUUUGGUCAUGGUAACCUCAUGGUAACAGUCUCGGGGUUCCCAGGAAUGAUUCAUAGCACCUGGGAAGCUCCAAAUCCUGCAUCAGUAACAGGAGAAUACCAGCACACAAUCACUUACAUAGAUGGAGCUAGGCUAGCACUAUUUCUGCUGGAGGAAAGGCGGCAAAGCCUCUCUCAGAAGAUUUCCGCUCCUGCUGCUGCUCUUGGGGCCUAGGGACAAAGAAAGCCUGAGUGAGGAGGCUCUUCUCAAAAUAUUUUUGGAAGAGAAAAGUCCUCAGAGGCUCUGCUAAAAAGUGCUUCUGUCAGGGAAGGAACGGGGAUAUCCUCCUCAUAGCACAGGCAGCGGUUAAGGGGAGAGUUUAAGGGGCAGGGUGUGAAGAUAGAGGAAGUGGGAAACCUCGAUAUUUUGGGCAAUUCUUAGAUACUCACCCAAACCUUGGAGUUUUGCUUUGCCAAAUCAAACCAAAUCUCCAAAUAUAUUAGGUUCACCCAUCACUAACAUCAGUCCUUUUCCUUCUCUGCCUAUUAAUCUGCAUAAUAGAAGGUAUGGGAAGUUUAACAAAACACAAGUAAAUAAAUAGAUCCUUUAUGAAAAAAAUAUAAAGAAUGUACCAAAGACCUCAGUCCUCUUCUACAUGGCACAAUUGGACUUUCACAGUCUUUAUCCUCUAUGUACAGUAAUAUUCCACUGGGAAACACUGUACCGCUAAACCAGAUGCAUAAUUCAUUUUUUAGUUAAUCACACCUUACUGAUUAUAAUUAUUUUUCAAAGAUUUGGGGCCUGUUUCUCAUUACGCUAAGGCCCUUUCACAGUGAUCUGGCAGUGAAAAAGGCAUGAAAGCAGACAUAAAUAGACUUAAUUUACUUCCUUUUAAGGCCCCUUUUUUACACUACCCGAGCCGUAUAAAAUGGCCUUAAUGCAAAUAAGAAUCUGACACUUUAGCUUUAAUUUAAUUAGGAUCUGCUUUAUAUUUUAUUUUAUAUAUAUGGUGUGUGUCUAUAUAGCUGGAGUAUGCAGUCAUAGGAGAAAAAGAGGGGGUUAGUGGGUUACAGAUUGUUGUAUGCAGUGUUAACGGGCCACUCUACCUUGAAUGGUCCCUUAUAAUAUGUUCUAACUACUUAUGCUAAACAAACUGUUCCACCUUGCAUUCUGUUGUGAUGACCGGAAGAAGAUCUCUGUGUGGCUCGAAAGCUUGUCUCUCUCACCAACAGAAGCUGGUCCAGUAAAAGAUAGUACCUCACCCACCUUGUCUCUCUAAUAUCCUGGGACUGACAUGGCUACAACUACACUGCUUUGUUUAUUGACACUAGUAAUCAUGUACAUGUGCAUGUGAGAAGAGAAGAAUCAGAAAGCUAACAUUUUGAAGGAAGCAUGUUCAUUUACAACUGAUAUCUCUGUUUUGAUUCAUUAGUGAUUUAAUUUUAAUAGAUAGUGAGUUCCGCCUUAUUAUUUACCUAUAGUUUAUUUUUUGCAUUGUUUAAAUUACUGUUUACAUUUUACAUUGUAUGUAUAAUUAUAUAAAGAUUUACCAAGGUGGACAUUUUCAGUUUCUUUAUCUGGAGAGCAGAAAUGCAGAGAAUUCGGUGUUUGAGCCAAAAAAUGUUGGAACCGAAGAAUGGAAACUUUUGGAACCCUUUGGCUGAUUGAUUGGUAUCUGUAGUGGUGACCGUAUCAUCUUUAUUUCUUGUGAGGUACCUACCACAUUUUUGGGUACUUGGAUAAAAAAAUAAAGAAUGACUUUUUUCUUUUAAA